UAUAAGACACUUCCACGCUCCACCACACACCUUUGUCCCUCACAUUUCUCAUUUCUCAUUUCUCUCUCUGCAAUCGAACCCUCGAUCGAGAAAACAAACACAUCUUCUCCUAUAUCUUCUCCACCACCAUCGCUCCAAUCAAAUCUUCAACAACAACAACUAACUCAUGGCAAAUGCAGCAUCAGGUAUGGCAGUCCAUGAUGACUGCAAGUUAAGGUUUAUGGAGCUCAAGGCAAAAAGGACGUAUAGGUUCAUCGUUUAUAAGAUUGAGGAGAAGCAGAAGCAAGUCAUUGUGGAGAAGCUUGGUGAACCAGUCCAAGGCUAUGAAGAUUUCACUGCAUCCCUUCCUGCUGAUGAGUGCCGUUAUGCUGUUUAUGAUUUUGAGUAUCUGACAGAAGGGAAUGUCCCCAAGAGCAGAAUUUUUUUCAUUGGCUGGUCACCUGAUACUGCAAGGGUGAGAAGCAAGAUGAUUUAUGCAAGCUCCAAAGACAGGUUCAGGAGGGAGCUGGAUGGGAUUCAUGUAGAGUUGCAGGCAACUGAUCCUACUGAAAUGGGUCUUGAUGUGUUCAAAAGCCGUGUCAAUUAAAUAAUGAUUAUGAAUAGUAUAGGCUUUUCUGGUGGGGGAGCUCUCCCCUUAAGCCUUAGUUGCUCAUAUUUGAGAUAUCGAUAGUUUGUGGGUUGGUCAAUUUGACUAGGUUAUGGUCUCAAACUCUCAAUUUUCCAAGUUGUGGCAUAAAGUGUAUUGCACCUUUGACAGUCUUCUCUUGUUCCUGUGUAUUUUGUUAUGAUUUGUGAUAUAUACAAUCUUUGUGUUUGAGUGGCA
Molecule: messenger RNA, 823 nt
Organism: Lathyrus oleraceus (garden pea)
Lineage: Eukaryota; Viridiplantae; Streptophyta; Magnoliopsida; Fabales; Fabaceae
Product: actin-depolymerizing factor 2
Exons: 3
Coding region: 167-586 (139 amino acids)
Biological process (GO): actin filament depolymerization
Cellular component (GO): actin cytoskeleton
Molecular function (GO): actin binding
Source: RefSeq, a predicted model, not a curated record